This is a messenger RNA of Plasmodium knowlesi strain H, 1581 nucleotides long. Its product is annotated as geranylgeranyl transferase type-2 subunit beta, putative. The coding region runs from base 1 to 1581 and encodes 526 amino acids. Gene Ontology annotation, molecular function: Rab geranylgeranyltransferase activity. The transcript has 2 exons. Gene Ontology annotation, biological process: protein geranylgeranylation. Lineage: Eukaryota; Apicomplexa; Aconoidasida; Haemosporida; Plasmodiidae. The record is from RefSeq and is a predicted model, not a curated record. Gene Ontology annotation, cellular component: Rab-protein geranylgeranyltransferase complex.
AUGGACUUGGACCUAAACCUACAUGAGAAAUACUUCCUAAAUACCAUAAAAGAAAAAUUAGCAAAAAACACUCCUGACACCAGCGUAUCUAGUAAAUAUGAAUCCAUUUUUAUCAGUGGCAUUUUUUGGGUCCUAAGCGGGCUCACAAUAGUAAGGAAGAACAGGAAGAGCCUCGAUGAGGUGCUCGACAGGAAAGUAAUAGAUACCCUCUACUCCCUAGUAAUGGAAUGUUUGGAGAAAAAAAAAAUUAAAAAAAAAUACAUUUACAAGUUAAAAAAGGAAAAGUACUUUUUAUCAAAUGAGGACAUUGAUCAAAUAAUUGGUGAGUCACAAAGUGGUCCUAGCGGUUUGUACGCGGUGACUUGUUCCAGGGGGGAAGACAGAGGAUUACCAACCCGGUGCAAAAAUGUUCCCACGGGUCAUAAAAAGAUGUGUGACGAAAAGGCAAUUUUAACGGAAGAAAGGAAUGCGGAAUUUAUAGCUAGCCCAGAAUGUUCAAACCGAGUGGAAGGGGAAGAGUCUAACAAAAUGGUGAAGAUGACAAGUGUGGGCAAAAGGAAAAAAAAGAGAUUUCACUUAUGUGGAUUCAGUCCAUGCAAGAAAAGCAACCUAUAUGAGGCGAAUGUAAUAUCCACCUUAAGCGCCAUACAAGUAUUGUUUCUGUUGAAUAAAAUAAGUGAAGAAGAUAUAAGCACUAAAAUGAUUCUGGAGAUGUACAAUUUUGUAUACUUCCUUUUUGAUGAAAAGAAAGGUUUCUACCACUUCUCACUGAACAAUGCAAAGUUUCAAUUCGAUGGCGAUAUUCGUUUCAUGUUCUGUGCCUUGUCAGUUUUACAUUUUUUAUCCCUCUUAUUGAAAAAAAGGAAUGUUCAUAUUAGUUUGUAUAACAAUGAUGAGAGAUGUGCCCACUGGAUAUUAACCUGUUUGAACUUGGAUGGAGGUUUUUCGAAUGUCCCAGGGUCAGAGUCACAUGCAGGCACGACCUUCUGUGCGAUAAAUUCAUUAAAGUUGUUGAGGCUCAGGGGCGGUGAAAACUACUUGUCAAAUAAUGGCCUCUUACGGGGAAAACUAAUUAGAUGGCUCUGCGAUAGAUAUGACAACUUUGGCAUUAAUGGACGAAUCGGAAAGGAUCACGAUGUCUGUUACGCGUGGUGGGUUUUGGGAAGUUUAGUUGCCCUGAAAACAAAUUUAACUGAACUUUUUAAUGUAAAAAUUUUAAUUACUUUCAUUCUGAUGUGUCAAGAUAAAGAGAAGGGAGGUUUUUCAAGAACGGCAAUUAAAAACAAUGUAAGUGGAAAUAAGCCCUUUAAUUUUUAUGAUAGGGAAAAUUUAUCCCACCAAGAAGCGGACCUCUUUCAUACCUUCUUCGCCCUAUGUGCUAUCUCACUCAUAUAUCACAAUUUUUGCCAUUAUAAAAAGAAGAACAGAAAAAGGUUUCAGCUGUUUGGUGGAGAUGUAAUUCCACAACAGUUAGAGUCCACUCUCGCCCAGAUGGUCAACGUGCAUGUGUCCUUUGCGAUGCCCCUUCGUAUGACAUACAGUGCUCCCUUUCCCGUAGCCGAUUGCGUGUGUGAUAGGUGA